Molecule: messenger RNA, 375 nt
Organism: Gongylonema pulchrum
Lineage: Eukaryota; Metazoa; Nematoda; Chromadorea; Rhabditida; Gongylonematidae
Source: the annotation of a GenBank genome assembly
GAUUGGCCCGAAUGGAUACGUUCGAGCACAGCGAGGCAGAUGAGUGCCUAUGGCUAUGGAAGUGCUUUAGGAAACCGCGGAACACCGAGUGCAACCAGGCGAAUGCACAUGAUGCAGCGCGCUGCCGGUCGCUGCUUCUAUCACUGGGGCUGUCAGCUUGGCGAUCGGAUCAACAAAAUGAUUGAGGUCGGUGGAACGUUGCUCGAGAAAUCAUCCGUCAAAAAGACAGAAUUAAAUCGCCGUGAACUUGUUAUUCGUGACGAUUUGGAAGAUUUUUUUGAUGAAGGUUUCGUAUCAUCAUUUGGUUUACUCCACUGUUUGCCAAUCGCAGUCAUCCCAAACCAUUUCGAGCAUAGCGAAAUAAAUACAGAAUAA